AUGAAUGAAGACGUCCCCCUGGCGGCUCUCCUGAUGCCGAUCCUGGUGAAACCGAUACUCGAAAAGCUCGAACGUAAGGAAAACGCAGCAGCUCAGAUACUCCAGUCAUCCCUGGAGAAAACGGAGAAAAACUCGCCCGGAUUCCUCUUGGAACUGGUACGGGUUCUCCUCCACAAAACUCAGUGUGAAGAUCAGAUCAAUCUCACGGAAACAAUUCUGAGACUACAGGGUGCCUUGGCGGAUUCUGAACCGGAGCUCAGAGUGAAUAGAUCCGAAGAAAUCUACCUUGAACUAAAUCGGAGGAGUAUAUAUCUGAAGAAGGUUCUGUCGCGCGUUCCAGAGCAAAUCCGGGACCGCCCGAGCUUCCUCGAUACUAUCAAAGAUAUCGCGUCUGCGAUAAAAAAACUUCUGGAUGCCGUCAACGGCAUCACCAUGAGUGCGCCUCACAGGAAGCACGCUCUCGAGCAGAGACGUCGAGAGUUCGUGAAGUACUCGAAACGUUUCUCAAACACCUUGAAGGAGUAUUUCAAAGAAGGAGAAGUUGAACCUGUUUACGUAUCCGGACUCUGCUUGAUAUAUCAAACAAACCUGGUUGUACAAUGCACCAAGAGGGAUUUCGAGCGUCCUUCUGUGAACGGAAAUUCCAGCUCGUUGCGGAAUUAGGCCGCGCGGGAGCUACCGGACGGCUGCAUCGUGAUGAGCUGUUCUUCAAGUACAAAUAUGUAUAUCCUGCAUAUUGGGAUGUACGCCUUCAAUAGAUAUAUUCGAAUGAGCAGCGCGCGGCUUCGAAUCGACUAUCGAUUCGAAUAUCCGGCUCGUUCCCCGGCCCCGCGGAACAAUCGCCCGAAAUGAGGUAGACGCCGCUUCUACAGAUUUUUCUGAUCGAUCACAGAGGGAUGCGCAGAAUUUCGAGUAGCGAGUAGCUGUCAUUUGUUGUUAAUUAUUUCACCGACGGCCCUGAUCGAGGAUAGAUUCGCCCGAAUAGCGUUCCGAGUCAGUGGAGUUGAAUAAAAGAGUUGAAGCA
This is a messenger RNA of Galendromus occidentalis (western predatory mite), 1024 nucleotides long. RefSeq names its product programmed cell death protein 10. Gene Ontology annotation, molecular function: protein kinase binding. The transcript is spliced from 7 exons. The record is from RefSeq and is a predicted model, not a curated record. Gene Ontology annotation, biological process: positive regulation of MAP kinase activity; regulation of Golgi organization. NCBI's taxonomy places the organism in Eukaryota, Metazoa, Arthropoda, Arachnida, Mesostigmata, Phytoseiidae. The coding region runs from base 1 to 663 and encodes 220 amino acids. Gene Ontology annotation, cellular component: FAR/SIP/STRIPAK complex.